This is a messenger RNA of Caenorhabditis angaria, 954 nucleotides long. The record is from the annotation of a GenBank genome assembly. NCBI's taxonomy places the organism in Eukaryota, Metazoa, Nematoda, Chromadorea, Rhabditida, Rhabditidae.
AUGGUAAAAUUCCUGACAGACUGUUUCAGAGACUUUGUUGCAUUUUCAGAGUGUGCGUAAAGAUCUAACACCUUCUCAAACUGCUGGAAAUACACCAGUUCCGCAACCACCACGAACUGAUAACUCGACUCGAACUGCCAAGGAUUUUUCGCUCAGAAGUCCAAUUGCACCAGCUGGAAGUACACCAAUUCCUCGAGAAUCUUCUAGCAGAGGAGCUACUCCAGGAGCUCCGGUUGAUCCGAAACAGUUGUCUGGAAGAGGAGCGACACCGGGGGCUAAACAACUUUCCGGUCGAGGAGCUACUCCUGGUGCUCCAUCUUCUGGACGUGGAGCAACGCCAGGAGCUCCUGCUGGAGUUAAACAACUCUCAGGCCGCGGAGCAACUCCAGGCGCCCCAGCUCAACAAUUAUCUGGUCGCGGAGCAACUCCUGGAGCUCCAACAUCUGCCAGAGGAGCCUUGAAGCCAAACACAGCACAAAGAUCAGCUCGCGGAGCUCCACCAACAGCUGUAGCACCUGGUGAGUUUCGUAUUUCAUUUCAGAGCUUUGCAAAUCAAAUGUUUCAGAAAAACCUGCUGAAGAUGGAAUCAUUGAUACAAUUUGGAAAACUAUCAUCACAACAAUUUUGGCGAUUUCCGAUUUUCUCAACUCGAUUUUCGACGUAAUUUCUAAUAACUUUCUCCCCAUACUACAAUUUUCACCAAUAUUUUUCUAGACAAUCGCUGACAUCUGCGUAAAAAUCUGGCGUGUUAUUAUGUUUGUCUGGCGAAAACCACAUCACACCAAAGAACUCAUCACCACAACUUUCCACCUGAUUCGUGUUUCAUAUGACGCUGAAAUUUGGUCAUGGACUGAAAUUUUCGAAGUUAUCAAAAACACUUUGAUUGCACCAAUGACCAAAGGACCGCCACCAUCAAAGGCCGAUAAAAAAGCGGCAGCAAAAAAAGUGAAAUGA